AUGUCGAGUUUGGCGGUGAGAGACCCGGCCAUGGAUCGGUCGCUGCGCUCCGUGUUCGUAGGGAAUAUUCCCUAUGAAGCGACCGAGGAGCAGCUAAAGGACAUUUUCUCUGAGGUUGGUUCGGUCGUCAGUUUCCGGCUGGUGUACGAUAGAGAGACGGGGAAACCCAAAGGUUAUGGCUUCUGCGAGUAUCAGGACCAGGAAACCGCACUUAGCGCCAUGCGGAACCUUAACGGGCGAGAGUUCAGCGGGAGAGCGCUCCGGGUGGACAAUGCCGCCAGUGAGAAAAAUAAGGAGGAGCUCAAGAGUCUGGGGCCCGCGGCGCCCAUCAUUGACUCACCCUACGGGGACCCCAUCGAUCCGGAAGAUGCCCCCGAAUCGAUCACGAGAGCCGUGGCCAGCCUCCCUCCCGAGCAGAUGUUCGAGUUAAUGAAGCAGAUGAAGCUCUGCGUCCAAAACAGCCACCAGGAAGCGCGAAACAUGUUAUUGCAAAACCCGCAGCUGGCGUACGCGCUGUUGCAGGCGCAAGUCGUGAUGAGGAUCAUGGAUCCGGAGAUUGCGCUUAAAAUUCUGCACCGGAAAGUACAUGUGACGCCGCUUAUCCCAGGCAAAUCUCAGCCUGUUUCUGUCUCGGGCCCUGGACCUGGACCUGGACCUGGCCUCUGCCCAGGACCUAAUGUUCUCCUGAACCAACCCAAUCCUGCUGCCCCUCAGCCUCAGCAUUUGGCUAGGAGACCUGUGAAAGACAUUCCUCCGCUGAUGCAGACUCCUAUCCAGGGUGGAAUUCCCGCUCCAGGGCCAAUCCCAGCUCCUAUACCUGGAUCUGGUCCUGGUGCCUUAACUCCUGGAGGAGGAAUGCAGCCCCAGGUUGGCAUGCCAGGAGUUGGUCCAGUGCCUUUAGAGCGGGGACAGGUGCAGAUGGCAGACCCCAGAGCUCCUAUACCACGUGGACCCAUGACUGCUGGUGGCAUACCUCCAAGAGGACUGUUAGGUGAUGCUCCAAAUGACCCCCGUGGAGGAACUUUGCUUUCAGUUACGGGAGAUGAGCCUCGAGGUUACCUGGGCCCUCCUCAUCAAGGUCCUCCCAUGCAUCAUGCCUCUGGUCAUGACGGUCGUGGCCCUUCCUCACAUGAGAUGAGGGGCGGACCAAUGGCUGAUCCUAGAAUGCUAAUGGGCGAGCCCAGAGGGCCCAUUAUGGACCAGAGAGGUCUCCCCAUAGACGGUAGAAGUGGCAGAGAUGCCAGAGCAAUGGAGGCACGAGCCUUGGAAAAUGAGGUCUUAGAAGCACGAGUAAUGGAAAGAAGAGGAAUGGAGACUUGUGCAAUGGAAACCAGAGGAAUGGAAGCUAGGAGCAUGGAUGCAAGAGGAAUGGAGAUAAGGGGCCCAGGCCCCAAUCCAAGAGGCCCUAUGGCCGGUGGACUCCAGGGUCCUGGUCCCAUGAAUAUGGGGGCAGGUGGACCUCAGGGGCCCAGACAGGUCGCAAACAUUUCAGGGGUAGGGAACCCUGGAGCUGGCAUGCAGGGGGCAGGCAUGCCAGGGCCUGCCAUGCAAGCAGGCGGUAUGCAACCAGCAGGCAUGCAAGGAGGUGGUAUGCAACCAGCAGGCAUGCAAGGAGGCAGCAGCAGUGGUGGCAGCAUGCAAGGGGCAGUCAAGCAAGGUGGAGGCCAGCCUAGCAGUUUUAGCCCUGGCCAAAGUCAAGUUACACCACAGGAUCAAGAAAAGGCCGCUUUGAUCAUGCAGGUUCUUCAACUCACUGCAGAUCAGAUUGCUAUGCUGCCUCCUGAGCAGAGGCAGAGUAUUCUCAUCUUAAAGGAACAAAUCCAGAAGUCAACAGGAGCGUCUUGA
Elephantulus edwardii (Cape elephant shrew) is the source of this 1845-nucleotide messenger RNA. It is a transcript of the gene CSTF2T, whose product is annotated as cleavage stimulation factor, 3' pre-RNA, subunit 2, 64kDa, tau variant. Gene Ontology annotation, cellular component: mRNA cleavage and polyadenylation specificity factor complex. Gene Ontology annotation, biological process: mRNA 3'-end processing. The transcript is spliced from 3 exons. NCBI's taxonomy places the organism in Eukaryota, Metazoa, Chordata, Mammalia, Macroscelidea, Macroscelididae. Gene Ontology annotation, molecular function: mRNA binding. The record is from RefSeq and is a predicted model, not a curated record. The coding region runs from base 1 to 1845 and encodes 614 amino acids.